Molecule: messenger RNA, 1125 nt
Organism: Erythranthe guttata (spotted monkey flower)
Lineage: Eukaryota; Viridiplantae; Streptophyta; Magnoliopsida; Lamiales; Phrymaceae
Source: RefSeq, a predicted model, not a curated record
AUGCAUAUGCGAUGUACAAUUCCGGAAGAGAUCGGUAACCUUAACAACUUACGAUCUUUAGGGUUGAGAUCUAACAAGUUGACAGGGCCAAUACCUCCAACCAUUUUCGACAUAUCUUCCUUGAAAUAUAUCGAUUUAUCAAUCAACAAUUUAUCGGGAAGUUUUCCGGUCAACUUGUGCAAAUAUAGUCGGGUAUUGCUUUAUCUGCACGACAACAUGUUCGACGGAAAAAUACCAUCCAAAUUGGAAGCUUGUUCUAAACUUCAGGUGUUGUGGCUUUCAUCCAACAGACUUAUUGGACCAUUGCCAACUCAAAUCCGGAAUUUGACAUCGCUUCACACGUUGGACCUUAGCUCCAAUUCUUUAACCGGUAACAUUCCUUGGGAGUCGUUUCGAGCAAAUAUCGGAGUAGUCGAUCUUUCGAACAACAAGCUUUCGGGUAUAAUACAUUCCACCAUCGGAAAUCUAUUAAACGCGUCAUCCGUAAUACUCCAUUCCAACAAAUUAACAGGAGAGAUUCCAUCAUCCAUUUGCAACUUAAAAUCCCUUAAAUAUCUCCAUCUAUCACAUAACAGCUUGGAAGGGCAAAUCCCACAUUGUUUAGGAAAUUUGAGACACUAUCUAAAGAUCGUGAAUUUGUCUCGUAAUAGCUUCACGGGAUACAUACCUUCAUCUCUUGGAAACAUUCCUGCGCUCGAAUCGUUGGACCUGUCUUCGAACCAGUUGGUUGGGGAAAUUCUGUUGCAACUGACAAAGCUGACGUUUCUUACUAAAUUAAACCUUUCAUUCAAUAACCUUGUCGGAAAGAUACCUCAAUCUAGUACCGGCCAGUUUCCUAUGUUCGAUAAUAGCUCGUACAUAGGAAACUCCGAAUUGUGCGAAUUUCCAUUAACGAAAAAGUGCAAAUUACACGACAACGUACAAAAUUUUCUCCCGAUGUUGCCCCAAGAUGACGAAUCGGGUUUUCUCGACGGUUUUAGUUGGGAAGCUAUUCUUUUGGGGUAUGGAUGUGGGGUUGUAAUUGGAAUUGCGAUGGGUUAUUUUAUUUUUCGGUAUCGUGAGAUGCCGAAAUGGUUUGUUAAGAAUGAAUACAGAAAAAGGAAUGUAACACGGCGCAGAGUUUAA